Messenger RNA from Thamnophis sirtalis, 636 nucleotides. RefSeq names its product armadillo like helical domain containing 2 (gene ARMH2). NCBI's taxonomy places the organism in Eukaryota, Metazoa, Chordata, Lepidosauria, Squamata, Natricidae. The record is from RefSeq and is a predicted model, not a curated record.
AUGGGAGCUGUAUUUAGUGCACUAAAAGCUUGUUAUCACAGGUAUCGUGAUAGAAGGGAACCAGUCCUCAAGCUGAUAGAUCCAACCUUCCACCACCACAAAAUUAAAAUAUAUGCCAUGGAUCUAAGAAAUGCAGAGCUGCCACUGGAAGAAAGAGCCAAGGCUGCAUUAUAUAUAGGCCUACUAGCUUACACAGGUGGCGUUAGUGCUGGAAGUUUUACUACACAAUAUAUUCAGGACAUGAUUGAUAUUUUGAUGAUGCCAGACACAACCACAAAAGUAAGAAUCUUGGUUUUAAAAGGACUGAGUACUGUAUGCUACAUUAACCCCGUAAACCAAAAUGAAGCCAAAGCUCACCACCUUCCUGAAAUUUUGCUGUCCUAUCUUGAAGAAGAUGAAGAUGCUGCAGAAGCGGACCCAGAUAUAGUUCUGGUGAAGUUCUGGGUUUGUUAUCUUAUGACUGUUGUCUGCUGUAAUAAUAUCUCUUAUAUUAAAUUAUUUCAUGAAAUUGGUGGCCAAACACUAGAGAAAAGACUGGAAUACCUGUCUAAUAUGGAAUGGUUUGGCUGGCCCCAAAACUAUGCUACAUUAAUGUACAUGUUUAUGGGAUAUCCAGGCACAGAAGUAUACAAAUAG